AUGCAUCCUUUCGCCCGAGCACGCGAGCGGACUCGCGCAUUGAACGCUGCGAAGAUGGAACGUAUGUUUGCGAAACCAUUCGUUGCCGCAUUGGAGGGGCAUCAAGACGCUAUCGAGGUUCUGGCGAAAAGGCCGGAGAGCGUUACGGAUGUUGCCAGUGGAAGCUGGGACGGAGAGAUCAUCAUGCACAAUGUUGCUAGGCGAACGCAGAUCGCCAAGAUACCCGGCGCGCACAAGGGAAAACUUUCGGGCAUAUGUUGGGCGGACGAGAAUAGGUUGCUGAGCAGUGGUGUGGAUAAGACUGUGAAGAUGUGGGAUAUGCGAAGCUCGCCCGAGAUGAGUUCACCUGGCGCUGGUCCAUCAGAGCCCAAGCCCAUGGCGGUAUUCCCGGGAAAGGCGCCGUUCAACGGAAUUGCACAUCACUGGACAGAUCCCGUAUUUGCAACGGCGUCAAAUGUUGUCCAAAUAUGGGAUGAGACGAAGAGCGCGCCUAUCAUGGACAUCACCUUCUCCACGUCGGCCGAAUCCGUGACAGGCAUCCGCUUCAACCCAUCGGAAUCUUCCGUACUGGCAAGUAUAGGUUCAGACCGUACAUUCACCCUGUAUGACAUUCGAACGGGGAAAGCAGAGAGGAGGGUGGUCAUGAGCAUGACGAGCAACGACUUGGCAUGGUCUCCGACAUUCCCUACGAUGAUCCUUCUUGCAUCCGAGGACCACAACUUGUACACGUUUGACAUCCGCAAACUCAACGCGCCCCGGCAAAUAUACAAGGGGCACGUUGCCGCUGUCAUGAGCUGCGACUGGAGCCCAACGGGUCUGGAGUUCACGAGCGGAGGGUGGGACAGGACGGUGCGCAUUUGGAAGGAAGGUCAGGGCACGCAUCCGGAGGUGUACCACACGAAGCGCAUGCAGCGCGUACUGAGCACCGCGUUCACCGCGGAUGCUCGCUUCGUGUUAUCAGGAUCGGACGAUGGCAACGUGCGCGUAUGGAAGGCGAACGCGUCCGAGAAGCUUGGCGUUAUCACUGCUCGCGAGCGCGCUGCUAUCGAGUAUCGCGAGACGCUCAAGAGCAAGUGGCAAGCAGACCAACAAGUCGGCAAAGUGCAACGGAGUCGUCAUAUACCGAAGCCGGUGUACAAGGCUGGCCAACUCAAGCGGACGAUGCUCGAGGCCCAGCGCGUCAAGGAGGAGAGACGUCGGAAGCACACGCGCGCUGGAGAGAGCAAACCCAAAGCUGCGAAACAAAAGUUUGUACUUGCCGAGCAGUCAUAG
Molecule: messenger RNA, 1272 nt
Organism: Peniophora sp. CBMAI 1063
Lineage: Eukaryota; Fungi; Basidiomycota; Agaricomycetes; Russulales; Peniophoraceae
Source: the annotation of a GenBank genome assembly